Molecule: messenger RNA, 1682 nt
Organism: Mercenaria mercenaria
Lineage: Eukaryota; Metazoa; Mollusca; Bivalvia; Venerida; Veneridae
Exons: 8
Coding region: 111-1466 (451 amino acids)
Source: RefSeq, a predicted model, not a curated record
CAGGGCCUCAGUUUUGCAAAUUAUAUAUAAGGAAAGUAGAACAGACUUGCUUCAUAUUGAAAGAUCCCUUCACAGAGGAUUAUUACAGAUCUCGUUGACAAGUGGGCAACAUGAAGACUUUGUUUGUUCUAUUGCUUUUAGCUGUGGUAUGCAAAGGAAACCACUUGAAGGUGCGUCAAUUAAUUGAUAUGUUGAGAGCACAAGAGGCAGAAGAAUACAGGAGACACGAAAUUACAGCAGGCAAAAGACAUGAAGUUACCGCCGGAGUCAAAAGACAUGAACUUACCUCCGAAGCCAAAAGACAUGAAGUUACCGACGCCGCUAAGAGACAUGAGUUUACUGCCGAAGCCAAAAGACAUGGUUAUACUACAGCAGCCAAAAGACACAAGUUUACCGCCGCAGCCAAAAGACAAGGCUUUACUUUGAACUUACCCACUUCGACUCCAAGAGCAUACACGCAUGACACGGUUGUAGACGAGUUCACGGGCUUUCAGGAGGCUUUUUUAUUUCCAGGAAGUCAUUAUCUCAUCGAUAUGAUCCGGAAACACUGCGAAUCUGGAAUGGGUCUCAAAAUGGCGAUUGAGGAUAUAAAAGAUAAUUUUGAAAUUCCCGAUUGUGAACUAAAGGACCUGGGAAAAGUGUUCGGGCUGUUGCAAUGGGUUCAAGACCCAGACAGUGUCGCACUACUGGUUACCAGAAUGCUGAUCAAACCAGUGUUGAAGGAAAGAAUGAAAUGCCCUGCCACCAUCCUUGAUAUGGGAUUCAUCAAAUUGCUGUUAGCUAAGAAGCAAGAGUUCGUGGCGAACGAUGACGAAGCACUUUACACUUUUUUCAAAAACAUGGCGCCACUGGUUGACCCAGCACUAGAACCAUUGGCGGGCGACGUUGCUACAAUGAGCGUACUCGAGUUUCACGGAAGUAUUUUCAACGAGACAAUGGAGUUCUUGUGGAAAUAUGGAUUAAAAGAUUUAGCCUAUGCAAGUCACUCCAUUUAUCAUGAACUGCAGAGAUAUUUCCGCUCUAUCCAAGACGGCAAUCACUUCCUAGCUAAUGGAAUGGCAUUGAAAAUGCGUAUAGAAAGCGCUUUGUCUGGAGUCCGGUGUCCCUCUUCCUCCGAGGUUGUAGAAUAUCACAAAACGGAAAUGCAGAGAUUCAAGGAUGUAUUUGCUUUGAUGGAGACCGAGAACAUUUGUUUGAAGGUAACUGCUUUCCUUUCCAAAUACAUCCACACGGCUAUCCCAGGGUACCAGCCAGACUUCGAAAAUAACGCACCGUUAGAUGAUGUGUGUGCCGGGAUUAAGUUGGUCAUUGACGGCAUUGUCCAAGAAUUUUCCGAAUACGAGUACUUCCUGUAUUCAAUGGACAUAACUGAAUUUAAAGCGAUGACUGGAAAUGUGUUUACGGACACUGAAUGGGCUGUGCUGGAAGAGGCUCUCCAUAGACUUGAUUUUGCAAGGAUACCUUGAAGGAUAGAUGGACUAUUUCGUGGCGUUUCAAACAGACAUUCGCAGUGCUUCAGACGUUUUCUUCUAGAGACUGUACAGAGAGAUUAUGAUUAUGAUAGUUUAUGAUAAUGUUAUGACUGAUAUAAGUUUGAAGACUGCCUUUAUUUAUUAAUAGUUAUUUAUUUAUAUACAUAUAUGUAAUACAUUAUACAAACGAAAGUAAAGUUUUGAAGUUAA